Trypanosoma conorhini is the source of this 558-nucleotide messenger RNA. RefSeq lists its product as uncharacterized. The record is from RefSeq and is a predicted model, not a curated record. The transcript has a single exon. Bases 1 to 558 code for a protein of 185 amino acids. NCBI's taxonomy places the organism in Eukaryota, Euglenozoa, Kinetoplastea, Trypanosomatida, Trypanosomatidae.
AUGGUGGGCUGUUCCUCGUGCUGCGUGUCUGCCGUCGGCCGCGGUGGGUGGGGCCGGCGCGGUGGGAACGACACACGCGGGGUGCCCACACACGACGCCGUCCACGAACGCCUAUUUGGGUUGUCGCGGUGCCGGCAGUGCACGUGCCAGGCGCCUCUUCACGUGGAUUCCGAAGACGACAGCAACUGCACCUUCACGCCUGCCGUCAACCACACGCAUGAGGCGCUUCUUGCGCGCUGGGCGGAGGGUGUAACUGUGUUUGAGCGGCUCUACGGCAACGCACUUUUUUUGCAGCGGCGACGGCAACAGUUACAAGAGACGAAGGCCUUCGCGAGACGCCACCGAGUGAGGCCUGCGUCAGCGACGGGCAGUUGGUACUCGGCGGCGGUGUCGCAGUCAGAAUCGGCGGAAUACAAGGCAACACGCGGUGUCGCUGCCAAGGUGUUAGUGAAGGGAGGGACGAAAGCGAUGUCGCCGCUUUGCUUCCAGGAGAAUGACCAACGAGGACCCUCUACGAGUGCGACGAUGCGCACUAGAAGACGACCGUGUCUCACGUGA